Hordeum vulgare subsp. vulgare (domesticated barley) is the source of this 799-nucleotide messenger RNA. RefSeq lists its product as uncharacterized. The coding region runs from base 161 to 427 and encodes 88 amino acids. The record is from RefSeq and is a predicted model, not a curated record. NCBI's taxonomy places the organism in Eukaryota, Viridiplantae, Streptophyta, Magnoliopsida, Poales, Poaceae. The transcript has a single exon.
UCUGAUAUUUCCUAUGGCGCGCGGGUCCCGGCCGGCGCUAUAAAUUACCUAGCGAGCUCAGACAUUCGAUUCGACCAAAGAAAGCAGGGCAACGCAACGCAGCCACAUCACCACCGCCGCGCACAGAGCUUCCUAGCUUUCGAUCUCGAGGUGGACGUUCAUGGAGACGAUGGUGGCGAAUGGCGGCGGGGAGGGUCGGGCGGCGGCGAGGUACGGGGACAGGGAGCAGCAGGGCGCGGGAUGCGGGGGUGCGCGCCGCUUCCAGAUGCCGCUGCACUACCCGAGGUACACCAGGGAGAACUACGAGGCCAUGCCCGAGUGGCAGCUCGACCGCCUCCUCUCUGACUACGGCCUCCCCGUCCACGGCAGCGUCCACCACAAGCGCAGCUUCGCCAUGGGCGCCUUCCUCUGGGGCGCUGGCAACUGAUCUGCCUGUCGGCCGUGCGCCUAAUCUUCUCCCUCGACCAUGGAGCAGCUCAUGACUCACGUACGGUCGGUGGGCCGAGAGAUGAUGUGCGUGCUACUGUAUUAUCCGUAUAUGCAAAGAUCGAUUAGCUAGCUAGCUACGAUGUUUUUUUUUUCGAUAUCGUUUCCAUUUGCGUGCUAUGACAUGGCCUACGUACAUGUCUGUAUGAUAAUUUGGACGCGUUGAUCUUUUGAAUUUCAAGUACUACUAGCUAGCUAAUUAUGACUGAUGUGUGGAACUGGAUUGAGUAUGUCUUAAUGUAUAGUUAAUUUAUGCCCUACGUGUAUAAUAUUGCUCUGUGUAUAGUUAGUUGUGUUUGAAAGUGCAGCAUAA